Striga hermonthica is the source of this 2111-nucleotide messenger RNA. NCBI's taxonomy places the organism in Eukaryota, Viridiplantae, Streptophyta, Magnoliopsida, Lamiales, Orobanchaceae. The record is from the annotation of a GenBank genome assembly.
GAGAGGUUCUGAACGAAAUAACCUAGAUGAGGAUGUAGUUCGCGGUUUAAAAGAGAUGCUCGAUCAUUACAAUGUUUUGGUAAAGUCGUUCAGGAUGGCCCGGGAGAAAAUGAUCCAGCACCAGCAAAUUGAAGUUAAGAUGCGUCUUAUCGGUAGAAGGAACAAGGAUGGUCGGCGUUAUAAUUUACCCUCCACUUCUGAAGUUGCCGCCUUAGUUGUUGGGGAUUUCGAUGAUGCCAUGGGCAGCAGAGAUAUUAUAGUAGAAAAUCGGAGCGGACGUCUGCAGCGGAUAAACGAGUUAAACGCUUCUUACUUGGCACUCCAUUAUCCUAUUCUUUUUCCAUAUGGCAAGGAUGGCUACAGGGAGGACAUUCCGUUCUCCUGUCUUAAACCGCUAACAGAGAGGUCGAGGAAAUUUAUCAUCCCGUUGGAGUUCUUCAAAUAUCGAAUGCACGAUCGGGACUGCGAAUUUUCGUCAAUUCUUUCCGCUCGGAGGUUGUAUCAGCAGUUUGUUGUGGACGCGUAUACAAUGGUGGAGGGAGCUCGGCUCAGAUACAUACGUUUUAAUCAGAAGAACUUGAGAACUGAAUUGUACAACAGACUUUCCGACGCUGUGCUGCGUGGUGACACGGAUCCUGGUUCUCAAGGCAAACGUAUCAUACUUCCUUCGUCAUUUACGGGUGGCGCUAGAUAUAUGGUUCAGAACUAUCAGGAUGCAAUGGCCAUUUGUCGUUGGACCGGUUAUCCUGACAUUUUCAUAACCUUCACAUGCAAUCCCAAGUGGCCCGAAAUCAGUCGUUUUCUUGCUGAGAAGAACCUCAACCCAGAGGAUCGUCCUGAUAUUAUUUGUCGGGUUUUUAAGACCAAGUUGGAUCAGUUGAUGAGGGAUGUUCGUCAUAACAAGAUGUUUGGGGAUAAACGUGGCCUUCCGCAUGCGCAUAUCUUGCUUUUCCUUGCCAAGGAAUUCAAGAUAAAGACUACUCAUGACAUAGAUAAAAUAAUUUCUGCCGAAAUACCGGAUGAGGCCACCGAUCCAUUUUACUAUGCUGCUGUUAGAGAUCAUAUGAUGCAUGGCCCCUGCGGAAGUGUUCGCCCGAAUUCUCCGUGUAUGGCGAACGAUUGUUGCACAAAACAUUUUCCAAAAAAGUUAUCCGAAACCACGACACUAGACGAAGAAGGCUAUCCACGAUACAGACGGCGUGAUAAUGGCAGGACCAUCGAAAAGAAUGGCAUUCCCCUGGAUAACAGAUACGUUGUGCCCCAUAACAGGAAAUUGCUUAUGAAGUAUGGAGCGCACAUAAAUAUGGAGUGGUGCAACCAGUCGAGGUCCAUAAAAUAUUUGUUCAAGUACGUGAACAAGGGGAACGAUCGCGUUAUUGCAACCUUCCAUGCGUCCAAUGGAGAUGAGUCCUCUACCAGGUCAGUUGACGAGGUGAAGAUGUACUAUGAUUGUCGAUACGUUUCAUCUUGUGAGGCUGCGUGGCGGUUGUUGGAGUAUGAGAUUCAAUACAAGCACCCAUCAGUGGAGCGCUUGAAUUUUCACCUCGAGAAUGAGCAUCCGUGCUACUAUCCCGAUGAAGUUACAAUCGAUGAAGUGGUUAAGAAAAAUAAAGAUGCCGGCAGCAAAUUUUUAGCUUGGAUGGAAGCUAACAAGAAGUAUCCCGAAGCCAGGAAACUCACGUACGUUGAGGCUCCCACCAAAUUUACGUGGCACUUGGAAACCAACAGUUGGGAGCCUAAAAAAGGAAGUAAUCGUAUCGCGCGUUUGUACUUCGUCCCCCCUGGUGCUGGUGACAUAUAUUACUUGCGGUGUCUUAUCAACGUUGUUCGAGGUGCAACGUGCCAUCGUGACUACAUGAAGUUGGACGGGGUACAUCACGAUUCAUAUCGUGACGCGUGUUUUUCUCUUGGUCUGGUGGAGGACGACAAAGAGUAUAUAGAAGGGAUUAUCGAGGCAAGCCAGUGGUCGAGUGCCAAUUCAUUGAGAAACCUUUUUGCUACUUUGUUGUCUUCUGAUACUCUUGGUCGACCAGAGUUCGUGUGGGAAUCAUGUUGGCCUUACCUAUCGGAUGAUAUAUUAUACAAUCGUCGGAGGGUUUUACAGCACCCAG